Messenger RNA from Erythranthe guttata (spotted monkey flower), 1417 nucleotides. Lineage: Eukaryota; Viridiplantae; Streptophyta; Magnoliopsida; Lamiales; Phrymaceae. The record is from RefSeq and is a predicted model, not a curated record.
UAUUUUCUUAUCUCGUCUCUCCAUCUUCCCCCACCCACCGCCUCUUUUCCCUUUUUCACUUCUUCUCUUCUACAGAUCCGGCACCGACCACCGGGGUUUUCCACUGGUUCCGGGUUUUACCAAUAAAUACAGCAAGCAGUACUCUCUCUCUCUCUCUCUCUCUCUCUCUCUCUCUCUCUCUCUUGUAAAGACAAUUAAAUUUCAAAAAAAAUCACAACCACCGCCGCCGCCAUGAGAACGAGCAACCACCUAAUAGGCGCCCUGAACUUCCUCACCUUCGUCCUUUCGAUCCCCAUCCUCGGCGGCGGAAUAUGGCUGAGCAGCCGCGCGAACAACACCGACUGCCUGAAGUUCCUCCAAUGGCCGCUCAUAAUAAUCGGCGUCUCCAUCAUGGUCGUCUCCCUCGCCGGAUUCGCCGGCGCCUGCUACCGGAACAACUUCCUCAUGUACCUCUACCUGUGGGCCAUGUUCAUCAUCAUCGCCACCCUACUCGGCUUCGUCAUCUUCGCCUACGCCGUCACCGGCAAGGGUUCCGGCCAGCCCGUGAUGAACCGGGCCUACCUCGACUACUCGCUCCAGGACUACUCGGGUUGGCUCUCGGAUCGGGUCGCGAGUGAUAGUUACUGGGCCAAAAUCGGGUCCUGCAUUAGGGAUUCACGCGCGUGCAGAAAGAUGGGCAGAAAUAUUGGGGGCGUUCCUGAAUCUGCCGAGAUGUUUUACCUCAGAAAACUCAGCCCUAUUCAGUCUGGAUGUUGCAAACCGCCUACAUCAUGCGGCUACGUGUACAUAAACGAGACGGUGUGGACGCCAGGUGGCGGCCUCGUGGGGCCCGACACAGAUUGCACAAAAUGGAGCAACGACCAGGAGCAAUUAUGCUACGGGUGCGAUUCUUGCAAAGCUGGGGUAGUGGCUAGCUUGAAGAAGAGCUGGAGAAAAGUGUCGGUUAUUAACAUAGUUGUCUUGAUAAUCCUCGUCAUACUCUAUGUGGUUGCUUGUGCUGCUUUUAGGCACAACAAAAGGAUCGAUAAUGACGAGCCUUAUGGAGAGACAAGAAUGGAGAAGUCGCAGCCUAGUAGGAUACAUUUCUAGAGGUGCGUUUGGAUUUUAAAGAUUUUUACGAGCAACGCGCGUGUGUGGAAUUAUUUCGCAGUUUAUUUGGUGUUUUCGGAAAAAAAAAAAAGAAAAGAAAAAAAACACUGUCUGUAUAUUUUGUAUUAAUGUGAUGACGUGUCUUGUAAUGGAACUGUUUAAGAACUAUGCUGCACAUGGAAACUACGUAAGGGUUUAUAAGCAACUGCAUGUGCACAAUGCAUCAUUGAGUAGACAUGGAUGGAUCCAUGAAAGGUGUUUAAUUAAGAAUGUUAAUUAAUAUUUUGCUGUUUAAUCACUUCAAAUUCAAUUUAUUUUUGGAGAGUAU